Messenger RNA from Drosophila kikkawai, 2031 nucleotides. It is a transcript of the gene emc, whose product is annotated as Basic helix-loop-helix domain-containing extra-macrochaetae. Lineage: Eukaryota; Metazoa; Arthropoda; Insecta; Diptera; Drosophilidae. Gene Ontology annotation, cellular component: nucleus; cytoplasm. Gene Ontology annotation, biological process: circadian regulation of gene expression; negative regulation of transcription by RNA polymerase II; cell differentiation. Gene Ontology annotation, molecular function: transcription regulator activity; protein dimerization activity. The record is from RefSeq and is a predicted model, not a curated record.
GCGCUGAAAAUUCAAAAGCAACUAAAAGAAAAGCGGAAAAGCAGUAAUAUAUAUAAUAUCGCAAGAAUCGAAAAACACGCUGGAUUAAAGUGUUCUAACUUCUUCAAAACCCAAAAGUGCUCACAGUGAAAAGUGAUCAAAAAACCUAAAACAAAAGCAACUCGCAGAGAUACCAAAUAUAAAAAAGAUUUAAUUUCUUUAACUAAAAACUAAAAACCUCGCAAGUAACCGGUACGACCGUGUAAUAACCGCCAAGAUUCUACUCAAGGAGCGUAAAGCAAUCAUCUCGAGAAUGAAGUCGUUGACGGCCGUUUGCCAGACGACGACAGGUGCCUCCGGCAUGCCGGCCUUGAGCGCCAACAGCGGGCGCAUCACGCGCCACCCACCGCACCGCGGCGACGGCGAGAACGCCGAGAUGAAGAUGUAUCUGUCCAAGCUGAAGGAUCUCGUGCCGUUCAUGCCCAAGAACCGCAAGCUCUCCAAGCUGGAGAUCAUCCAGCAUGUCAUCGACUACAUCUGCGAUCUGCAGACGGAACUGGAGACACAUCCCGAAAUGGGCAACUUUGAUGCGGCGGCCGCUCUGACGGCGGUCAACGGUCUGCAUGACGACGAGGACAGCGACAUGGAGGAUGCGGAUGCGGAUGCAGAGCCCAUGCCCACCUCCGAUGCGGAUGUGCUAGCGCAGCGUCUAAGCGCCGAACAGCAGGCCAAAGUAUCUAGUCCCGCCGCCCGUCUCCCACUCAGCGAUCGCCAAACGCCCAACACGCUCGUCGUGGCGCCCGCUCAUCAGCAACAACUGCAGCAGCAGCAGCAGCAAUCACAGCAGCAACUGUCCAACAGUUUAGCAACGCCACUGAACGCAGCGGAGAAGGAUAGCAGGCAGUCGUAAGGGGCUGCGGAAAACCUAUGAAACCUAUAUAAACUUAUUAACUAAAUGCAUAAUUAAAGUACAGUCAACUCCACUCGCAACCUUCGUGUGAAGAUCUCCGCAUAAAAUAUAAAAAAACUCUCAAGAAGAACCACAACUACAAAGCCGGCGCCCAGCAACUCUCUUCAACUCUCUUUCUCAAUUCGAGAUUUAAAUAAGGAAAAAGAGAGCUCGGCUCAAGCAUUUCACACAAACACACACACACACCAACACACAUUGAAAGAGUUUAGUUUAAACAUUUAAUAACACACAAACACACACACACCUAGCAUUAGAGCAUCGUAAGCAAGUAAACAUUUAAUUAAUAAUAUUAAACAUUAACUAGGAUGGCGCUUAAGAAUGAAUGAAAGAACGGAAAGAAGGAGAAAACUUGGCAAAGCUUUAAACAAUUUAAUUUUUCCUUUUAACGCUUGAAAUUAAUCGAAGCAUAUAUAAUUUUGUUUUCCUAAUUUUAGUUUUGUUUUGGUUUAAACAACGCAAAAAAAAAUAUAUAUGUUACUAAUGCAAAGCAAAAACACAGAGAUCAGCAAUAAAGCAAAAAUAAAAUACAAAAAAUAAAAGCAAGCAAAAUGGGAAUUAUAUAUAUUUAAUUCGAAUUUUGUAUUAUGAUUUCUCUCUCUCCCAACGAUUUUCCUAUUAAUUUUAAACAAUCAAGAUUUUUCCUAUUAUCGAUUAGCCAGCAGCCAAUAAAUAACAAAAAAUAAAAAACAAACAAAACAAGAACAACCAACUCAGCACACACAUUCAAAUUCAUUAAUUUAUAUCGAGUACGUUUUAGUGUUUAAGUUGAGAAAGUUAAUUUCCAGGCACUAAUUUUCACACACACAAACACAACCACAAAUGCAAACCUCAUUUUGUAGUUUUUCCGGAUCGUUUUCCUCUCUUUUUUUAACGAAUAAUGCAUAAUAAUAAUUACCAGAUAUACACUAAAAAAAACCUAUAAAUAUAUAUAUAAAUAUAUGUUCUGUGAUCUGUAGCAUACUUUGUACAAAGUGUUUUUUAGAGCAUAAUUAUGCGAUUUUUUAAAUUAUGAUUUGAUGAAGAUCCGCUAAAGAAAUCGAAAGCAAACAAUUCUGAUUAAAAUUAUAUAAUUUUUGUUCUCA